Messenger RNA from Aethina tumida (small hive beetle), 1470 nucleotides. Its product is annotated as homeobox protein engrailed-1a-like. The transcript is spliced from 2 exons. Lineage: Eukaryota; Metazoa; Arthropoda; Insecta; Coleoptera; Nitidulidae. Gene Ontology annotation, cellular component: nucleus. Gene Ontology annotation, molecular function: RNA polymerase II cis-regulatory region sequence-specific DNA binding; DNA-binding transcription factor activity, RNA polymerase II-specific. The coding region runs from base 79 to 1107 and encodes 342 amino acids. Gene Ontology annotation, biological process: multicellular organism development; neuron differentiation; regulation of transcription by RNA polymerase II. The record is from RefSeq and is a predicted model, not a curated record.
UCUCGGACGUUCUGUGACAGGGGACAAGUGUUUGGUUUUCUUGAGUUGUGCCGUGUUUUACUUGUGCGCCUAUCAGUUAUGGCAUUCGAGGACAGAUCUAGCCCUAACAGUGCGACGAGUCCGAACAGCGACUCCAGCCAAACUCCUCUGAAUGCACCCAACUCACCGGAAUCGACCAGAACAUCGCCGUACACAUGCAUGACCAUCGCCCAGGAUAACACCAGAGGUUACGUGAGCAGUCCCACAUCACCGAACUAUGUCGUACCCAAGGUGGAACCGGAAAGGUCCUUCAUAAGGAUAACAUCGUUCGCACUGUCCAGCCCAAAGAGGGAGGUGGACGUGCAGUCGCCCCAGGACUAUUCCAACUUCAGGUCGCCGUCGCCAGCGGAAAGCAUCUCCAGCCGGGCCAGCCCGCCGAUAAAUCCGGAGCCCACAAUACAAACGCUCAAGUACUCGAUAACGAACAUACUUAAGCCCGAAUUCGGGAAGAAUGCCGUACAAAAAACGAAAACUAGUCCAAGAAUCAACUUCAAACCGUACGAAACCAAAUCGUGUGAGGACGAAAAACCGUUCCCGGUGGCACCUCUGGGCAGUCUGUGCCAGACAGUUUCUCAAAUUGGAUCCCGAGUCAAAAGUCCCGAACCCAUACCGAGAGUGAAAAGUCCGGUCAAAAGUCUGCUGCCCAACCCGGAAGAAAUAAAAAAGACCGACGGCAACGUGCCCCAGCUGUGGCCCGCCUGGGUCUAUUGCACCCGAUACUCCGAUCGACCGUCGUCAGGACCCCGAUCGAGACGAACGAAAAAAACGACAAAGAGCGCACCCAGCGAGGACAAGAGACCGAGGACGGCGUUUUCCAGCGCCCAAUUAGCCAGAUUGAAGCACGAAUUCAACGAGAACCGCUACUUAACCGAACGUAGGAGGCAACAACUGAGCGCCGAGCUCGGUUUGAACGAGGCCCAAAUCAAAAUCUGGUUCCAAAACAAACGGGCCAAAAUCAAGAAGUCCUCCGGCCAAAAGAACCCGCUCGCGUUGCAAUUGAUGGCGCAGGGGUUGUAUAAUCAUUCGACGGUUUCCUGUGAUGAAGAUGAUAUGCCGAUGUCGUCGUAACAUGUCGACGACGUUGUACAUAAUUCGCCCGAUCUCGUGUUCUAGUUUUUAUUUAUUUUGUACAAACUAACUUUUAGACCGUGUAAAUAUUGUAUAGUGUAGAUACAUGAUUUAUUGUUUAUAUAUCCGAUACGUAUAUGUUGUGUGUAAAUACAAGAAUUGAAAUCAAUUUCGUAACUGUUUGCAAAAUCUGAAAAAUGUGCGGUGUUGCAAACGGUUUACGAGCUCGAUUUACGAUGUUUACAUAAUAUUUAUGGGCAAUGUAGAUUUUAAUUUUUGCUGUUUAAUUUAUGGAGCCUUCAAAAUAGACUGAAUAUAAACAAUUUUUUAGAUGGUAGCGUCAUGUGCAAUGUUCUUUGUAUA